AUUUUAUUCUGACAUUCAAGAAUCAUUUAUGGAGUACAGAAAUGGCUGCUUGACGCAUUGAGAUAUUUAGAUAUUUGGUUAGGACAAAAGAAUAAAAAAAAAAUAUGAACUCGAAUUUUUUAUCGAGAGCAUUGUGCUUUCACGGGCAGCCAAUGCAAAAAAUAUGGGAGGAUGAAAGAGGCACAGGUGACUUACAAAACUGCGGUCUGCCAGCAGAAAUCAAUUAUUCCAUCUAUCAAGAACGGCAGAAGCACUUUACUUUUCAGGACCGUGCCAAACGAUUGAAAUUACAUCAGUUUUUUGCUAAAAAGGCUACGGAUUUGUAUGAUAACGAAUUGACACCGGAUCCCAGCAAGGCAAACAAUAAUGAAAAUGCAGAAAAAGCCAAGUCUUAUGCAGCUGUAUUGCCACCAUAUGAAGUUUUCGUCAAUAAGCAUAAGGAUAAAGUAAGAAGAUGGCGUUGCAUUUUGGAUGCCAUUAAGCCUGGUGACCUGAUAUAUGUGGCAAUCACAAAGGCACCUAAACCAGGUUCUGCUAUAAAAGUGCAACCAUUAUGCACUGCACCACCUUUGGUUCGUCAUCUGGAUGAUAUACCAACAAAGGCUUUCCUGCAACAAGUUAGUACAGCAAAAUUACCGUUGGAUGAACACGGCAAGCCGCGCUGUUUUGCUGUUAACGACCACGUGUAUUGUGAAGUUUUGGAAAUUUCAGUGGAUGCUGAUCGCUUGCUAUUAGGAAUAGAAAACGUUUUUCCUAAGAACGGUAAUGUGCGUUUAGGUUUGGUUAACGCACAUAAUUUGCCGAGCUAUUACAAAAAGUCUAUAAAACGAGUUUCAGAUAAUUAUGAAGAAAAUUUGUUAAAAUCGAGUGAAGCACAAAAUCCUAAUUACGAUGUACUAUUUGAAAUGAAUGGUUUAGAUGUGGAUGAUAACUUCUCGUUAAUGAGCUCUUUAAAAUACGGAUUUCAGAAAAAAGAUUAUGCUAAGGAACUACGCCAAGCUCAAGCAUAUAAAUGGGCUUUUCGUUCCGUUGCUGAAGGUAUUGAUUACUUCAAGCAAGGUAAACAACUGGAAGCAUUUCAAUGCCUUAAUAAGGCAUUAAUAAUUGAUCCAAGAAAUGAGGAAGGACUCGUUGCUCGAGGUGCACUUUAUGCAAAUAAAGGCAGUUUUUUGAAAGCAAUCGAGGACUUCGACAGUGCAAUGAAAAUAAAGCCAGAACAUGCUAAUGCACGUAAAUACAUGGGCGAAACUUUAGUAGCACUUGGCCACAGCUAUAAGGAAGAUAAUCGUCUGGAGGAAGCAAUAAAAGCUUAUACCGACUGUUUAAAUCUCAUACCCAACCAUGAACAAGCACGCUUAUCUUUGGAAGCCAUACAAAAAAGCCGUAACAGUGGGCAGAUAUUCGAUAAUAUUUUGAAUAUACCAGGUAUGUCGCGGCCAGUAAAGCAUGAUUCAACAGAAGAUGAAAGUUCAACAGAUUCUGACAGUGAAUCAUCUGUAGAAUGUGCAGCACCAAGUAAGGAAACUUCAGUUUCUCCGUUUAGCAAACGCAGCAGUAUGGAUAUGAAUACUUGUACCAAACAACAGUACAAGCAGCCCUUUUAUAUGGCAGCACAGAGUACCUUGCCACCUAAUACGAUGUUGCGAAACGAUUUAAAUGACUUUAAGCUUGACGAUGACGACACUGAGUCACUUGUGCGUAAGCUACUGUUAAAAACU
Molecule: messenger RNA, 1718 nt
Organism: Teleopsis dalmanni
Lineage: Eukaryota; Metazoa; Arthropoda; Insecta; Diptera; Diopsidae
Product: tetratricopeptide repeat protein 14 homolog
Exons: 9
Molecular function (GO): protein binding
Source: RefSeq, a predicted model, not a curated record